AUGACAACAGAGAUAGAAACACAUAGAAUCAACUCAUUGAUUGAAGAUAUUACAAUUCUUAGAUUGGAUUGUGAUUGGGUCAAUGAUCAAACAGAACAAUCAUUUAGAUCGAUUCUUGAAAAAGGUUCUUCAAACUUUUUAUUUCUUGAAUUAAUAUGUUCAAUUGGUAAAGAAUUAUCAGUCUAUUUUGAAAACAUUAAUAUAACUGAUGAUUUAAAGAAUAAUGCACAACUUUUAAAAGAGUCGUUUGGUAACCUCUUGAAAUCAACAUCGUACAAUGGAUCAAUCGAUCAAAUAUUCUCGAGUGAUUCUGAUGACAAGGCUGUAGCUAUUCGUCUAUCAAUGUUUGAACAUGUCUUUUUCCAAUUACAAUCGAUUCAAUUGGAACUCUUUCAAAGAGAAUACACAAUGCAAUUGGACCAAGACAAUAAUGAUGAAAAGAAUAGUACUAAAAUGAGAAUGUCAACAGACUCGACUACUACCGCCGACACUGAAAUGUCAUCUGAUCAAGAUGAUUUCCAAGGUGAUUUGAUCAACAAGAUUCAAAUCCUAAGUGAAAUCUUUCAAAUUAGAUUUAACAAUUUUGAUAACUUUUUAUCAAUUCUAAAUUCAAUCUAUUUAAAGAUUGAAAAUGUAUUAAAACAAUUACCAAAAGAUUUUAUUAGUGAACCAUUCUUUAAGAAUGUAGUGUUUAGUGAUGAAGAGAAACAAAAGAUUGAAGCGAUGAGUAAGAUAUUGUUUGCAGACUAUGACAAGAGAUCAGAGGUGUUGUGCAAGAGAUUAGACGUUACUGUGCAAUCGUUGAUGUGGUCUGACAAGGUACAACAUCAAAUGGAUGAAAUCAACUGGCACAUUAAUUACCAAAGAGAAAUAUUCCCGUCGAUUCAUUACUACACCUUUCAAGACCUCAUUUGUACACACUCUGAUAUUCUCGAUAUUAUCAAGACUUGUCUUCAAUCAAAGUCUACAGGCCUCACCAAACAAAUCAUCGUUGGUACUGUACCAGAUCGUGGUGGAAGAACCACUGAUCGUCGUCCUGCUAUGCCAUCUUUCCACAAACGUGUUGAACAUCCUCAAGAUAGUUUCCAUCAUAGAAAGAAAUCAAAGAAAUAA
This is a messenger RNA of Cavenderia fasciculata, 1113 nucleotides long. RefSeq lists its product as uncharacterized. Lineage: Eukaryota; Evosea; Eumycetozoa; Acytosteliales; Cavenderiaceae. The transcript is spliced from 3 exons. Bases 1 to 1113 code for a protein of 370 amino acids. The record is from RefSeq and is a predicted model, not a curated record. Gene Ontology annotation, cellular component: tRNA-splicing ligase complex.